Messenger RNA from Trypanosoma cruzi, 1806 nucleotides. RefSeq lists its product as uncharacterized. The coding region runs from base 1 to 1806 and encodes 601 amino acids. The transcript has a single exon. The record is from RefSeq and is a predicted model, not a curated record. Lineage: Eukaryota; Euglenozoa; Kinetoplastea; Trypanosomatida; Trypanosomatidae.
AUGGCACCGCGUCGUUGCUUGUCUUUGGUGUUGCUUUUCCGAACUGCCGCAAGUAUGCGUGGGUUAUCCACUCUCUACUGCCUGGCAUGCGAGCGGGAAGGCUGCCUCGUGAACUCCCACUUCUUGGAGGUGUGCCGGGUGCUCGACACAUCGGAGGAGUGCCCAACGGAGUUCGAUUUCCGCGGGAAUUAUUUGGGCGAUGCGGGGGCGGCGGCGAUUGUUCGCACGGUGGCGAUCAUGCGAUGGGUGCGUUUCAUUGAUCUUCGGGAUAGCGGGGCGGGGGCGAAGACGGUAGAGGCGUUGGUGGCCGUCGCCGAUGAGCACCCGAGCCUUCGUUGCGUGGACCUGCGCGGCGGAGGGAACGAGGUAUUCGCGAUGUCGGGACGGCGGUUGCUGGCAGCAUUGGGCCGCUGUACAAGGUUGGUCGUUCAUGUCAACUACGAUGAUCUUCCAGCGACGAUGGCGCGUAAGCUACAGGCAGUCAAGCAACGGAACGAACAGCUGCAGCGUGAGGAAGAGGCCGCGAUGGAGGCCGAAAAAAGGGCAGUAAUGCCAGUGCUUGACUCACUUCAGGGCAAGGGUCACGAAGAGGAUCUCUUCUACCUGGCGACGCAUGACAGCGAUGGAAACUCGCUCUACAGCGAGGAUCCAAAUCUAUUGCAUCUGGUGGAUAGCCUUAACACAUACAUGGAGGAUUAUUUGGAGAGCUAUCAGUAUGUUGGCCGCGUGGCGGCACUUUUAGCAGUCGAUCUGGGUGCAGCGAUUCUUCCAUGCAUUCGUGCGACAGCCGUUGCCGUACCACCUUCUGUGGCGACGAGCACCGGACGUGUGUACCCACUAGAUGUUGUUGCAACGAUACGAGCAGUAGAUGCCCUUCUUGGUGGAUUACGCGCGAAUCCAUUUCUUCUCGAGGAACUGAUUGAGACUCGCGGGCCUAUUUUUGAGAUGUAUUUGAAUAAACUGAGGGAAACACGUGGGGAGCACGAGUCGCUUGUGACAAGCCGUUUGGGAUUGUGUCCUUCCUAUCAAGAAAAAAUGUUGGUGGUUGAAAUGCGCACCCUCUACAACCGGAUCGUUGCGGGUAUUGUUCAGAAGUCCAUGGUAGACUUGCCAUCGAUGUGUCACGUGGAGGAGCAUCUGCGCCGCGUGCGUGUCGAGGUGAUAAACCGACUGCUGGAGGGAAGAGAACGUGUGCUGCCGGUUCUCAUGGCACAGGUGCAGUACUUUGGGUACAAUCAUGCGAAGCAGACAACGAGGUGGGCCGAGGCGUAUGCAACGAAAAAAGAGGAGCCACCACAGAAGUCGGAGCGGAUGGAGGGAUCUGACGAAGAGGACGAGGAGGAGCCUGAUGCCGUUGCCGAUUCGUCGCCCGUUACCCCAAAGAGGGGCGCAAACAUGUGCGUAGAGGCCAUCUUUGAACUACGUGAAUUGCUGCAGGACAAUUACACGUCGCUUCGCUACGCCGUCACCAGGCCGUUGUUUGAGGCGCUCCCCAUGGAAAUACGGAUGUUUCUAUCUGAUCUUGCGCUGCGGCGUGCUGCAUCGCUUUACACCCCGAACAUAUUUGUGCUGGAGAGGAAGGAGAAGGCGCAGCCACCGGGGCAGUGCGCAGAGGGUUGGCCGUUAACGACGAAGGUAGACGAUCCCUUUGACAUCGUUCGAAUCUUUGAGCGGGUUCGCAGUCGGCAGGAUCUCUCGGAGGUUUUAUGUGCCUUUGAGGAGUGGUAUCGGCUGCGGCAGGUGGAGUGUUACGAUGUGACGUAUGUGAGUCGACAGGAGCUGCUGUCAAGAACGCGGCGUAUGUAA